Molecule: messenger RNA, 1151 nt
Organism: Pistacia vera
Lineage: Eukaryota; Viridiplantae; Streptophyta; Magnoliopsida; Sapindales; Anacardiaceae
Exons: 3
Coding region: 103-420 (105 amino acids)
Source: RefSeq, a predicted model, not a curated record
GAGAGCGUCAACCGUCAGGCGUCAACUGCCAGGAUAAACUGAAGUCGGUUUGUAUGCACUGAAAUUGUUCGAAGAAAAGUGGGAGAGAGUGAAAGUGUGACGAUGAUACCAAAAUCACUGCAGGUGUUGGGCACAAGUGCUACAAUAAUCUUUGGUGGAUUUGUCACCCUCAAUUUCGCUUCAACGAUUACGAUAGGUGCGCUUCGUGCUGUCACUGAAGCGAAACGGAAAAAGGUCGCGGCGCCUUGUGGGUCUUGUAAAGGGAAAGGAUUUUAUAAAUGUAAGUUAUGCAAAGGAAAUGCAACUAUAAAGUGGUCGCCUUUGUAUGACCCUAUUUUUAUCAACCCUUGUCUUUGUCCUACAUGUGAUGGUAACAGGGUGCAGCGCUGUCUGAACUGUCUGGGGAAGGGCUACUAUUGACUUGGGGAGGCUGAACGCAUAAUACCGAUCUUCUGUUUUCUAUAUUUCAAUUUAUAAAUUGUGAAACGUAUAUUGUUCUGCCAAAGCAAAGAAAAACAUGGUUAGUUGGUGCACCAACUGAAAGCUUCGUUAAUAAAUUAUAGUUAUUGGUUGAAAUCUUAGAUUUUUUCCCAUUUGUACAUUUGAAACUGUUAUGUGAUUGACAGAGCCGGAUCCCAUUUUAGAUUUCUCAAUUUGUCAUGUUUCUGUCAAGCAUACACACUAACUACAUCUGUCAUUGUUGGUCGUGGAGGAUCCACUGCACUGUAUUGGAUACACGGGGUGCCAGGUAGCGGUUCAGUGUAUCCCAGAUCCCGCUAACCUGAAGACUCUUCUUUCUCAAAUCCCAUUCAUAAAGAGGUAUCAGUCCUGAACAUUUUACUCAAAGAUCUCUCCACAGAGAUAGAUAGGUGAAAGUCUUGGACAAUAAUUAGAAAUAUUGCACUCAUAUAUUUUAAAAGGAUUAAAGAGUCAUGACUCCAAUGCAGAAAGCAUCAGAUUGUCUGGCAUUGUUUCUAUUUAUUCACCAUGUUUCCUAUUGUACCAAAAUCAUGGAUUUUGGAAUUCUUACUACCAUACAACAACCAUUACCAGAUUCCAGGAAUGAUUUUUAAUCAGUUCUUCUAUAAACAUUUUCUCUUGUAAUUACUCAUUGAUGUAUGUGUUCUCUUUGUCAUAGAUGCAACAAUCUG